Oncorhynchus kisutch (coho salmon) is the source of this 752-nucleotide messenger RNA. RefSeq lists its product as uncharacterized. The coding region runs from base 149 to 622 and encodes 157 amino acids. The record is from RefSeq and is a predicted model, not a curated record. Gene Ontology annotation, molecular function: NAD+ poly-ADP-ribosyltransferase activity. NCBI's taxonomy places the organism in Eukaryota, Metazoa, Chordata, Actinopteri, Salmoniformes, Salmonidae. Gene Ontology annotation, cellular component: cytoplasm. The transcript is spliced from 2 exons.
CUUCAUUAAUUUGCAUAUUGCCCAAACGAAACACCCUUAUCAUAACUUCCUCUAGAACUGUUCUAAAGUCAUCUGUUGAAUCACUCUUUCCUUGCCUGUACCCUGAGAUCAACAUCACCUAGACAACAUUAGCAGCAUUUACACAACCAUGUGGGCAGAAGAUGACUUCACUCUUCCCUCUGGGGUAGUGCGACUGGGCCAAACUGAACCACGAGAUGGCUAUACCUACAUCAUGUACCACGGCACCACUAAUCAGGCCGCAAAUCAAAUCCUGAACACUGGUUUUCGUCAGUCUGCUGGUGGUAUGUUGGGGCGUGGAGUGUACCUCAGCCGAGACCUGCAGAAGGCAAGCAGGUACCCCCUGGAGCUUCCUGAAAAUCAGAGGGUUGUCAUCCGAGUCAAAGUCAAUGUGGGCAAGGUGAAAAGAAUUGACAAUCAGUAUCAUCGUCUGCGGACAACCUGGCAUGAGAACGGUUACGACACCGCCUGGGUUCCUCCUAACUGUGGUAUGGUGAAGAGUGGUCUAGAAGAGGACUGUGUCUGGGACCCAAACCGCAUCACUGUCUUAGAUUUCAUCCAGCCUAAAAUGCAACAGCCCCAGGGUCAUUCACGCUGGUGUUGAAGGGUGGAUGAUGUGUAACAAUAUGAAGAGGAAAAUACAUUGAAUGUAUUUCAACAGUAUGUCAUUUAGACUCAUUGACUAAAACAACAGCUGAUUUUGACCAAUAAAUUGUUACAACAAUAAACCAGAA